UCCGUCAGUCUGCUGCAAUGGCUGGAUCGACUGUUAGCACGGCAGUAAGCCUAAAGAUGGCAGGGGUGUUUGAGGUGGAGGUUGACGGAGUUGAACACGAUCAUGGACACGGACAUCGCAUGGACGGCAAGAUUGAUUUGUCCAGGCUCUCACCAGAGGAGAAGUGGAGGUUGGACCAUGCUAAAUUGCAUGCCAAACACAAGGGGCAUGAAGCCAUGCAUGCAGAGAUGAUUCUCAUUCUCAUCGUCACACUCGUCGUUGCGCAGCUCGCCCUGGUUCAGUGGAAACAGAGACACCCGAAAUCAUACAACAUGGUGACGCUCUUCCAGAUGUGGGUGAUUCCUCUGUACUUCACCACUAAACUUCACUGGUGGAGGUUUAUGGUGGUGUGGUUCAUCUUCUCUAUUAUCACGGCCUUUGUCACUUUUCGUGCCACCCGCAAACCACUGGACUGCACCACUCCGAGGCUGGUUUAUAAAUGGUUCCUCCUCUUUUAUAAGAUUAACUACAGCACAGGCAUUGUGGGAUAUAUUAUAGUCAUGUUAACCCUCUUCGGCAUCAAUCUCCUAUUUGGGAUAAAGGCAGACGAUUGCAUGGACCUUGGCGUUUCACUUCUCUUCUACGGCCUGUACUUUGGUGUACUCGGUCGAGAUUUUGCAGAGAUAUGCGCAGAUGUUAUGGCAUCUACAAUUGGGUAUUACACUGAGUCCGGGAUGCCCACGAAGCACCUUUCAGACAGUAUCUGCGCCGUCUGCGGUCAGACCACCCUCGUGGAUGCGAGCGAAGAGGGAAUCAUUGAAAACACCUACAGACUGACUUGCAACCAUGUAUUCCACGAGUUUUGCAUACGUGGCUGGUGUAUUGUGGGUAAGAAGCAGACAUGUCCAUACUGCAAGGAAAAAGUCGACCUUAAAAGGAUGUUCAGGAACCCAUGGGAGCGUCCGCAUAUGAUGUACGGGCAGCUGCUGGACUGGCUGCGGUAUCUGGUGGCCUGGCAGCCCAUUAUCAUUGGACUGGUACAACUCAUCAAUUACAUCCUGGGUUUGGAGUAACAGAAGCAGAUUAGAGGGACUAUCCUGCUAGAGUGGGUCUGCGGCGAUUACAUCUCUCUGCUUUCACCAACACAGGGAUUUAUUAUUAUUAUUGCUUUCUUCAAGGACUGUCCUAAUGUGUUAAUAAUACUGUGCUAAUGUGUCUUCAAAUGAAAUUCUACUAGCAGUCGGAUGUUGAAUUUUUUUGUUGAUUAAUUCUGUCUGAUAUUUUUUAAGGACUACUUGAAAACUGAACUUCCAUCAUUUCCCACAUGCACAUUGGGUUUUAUAGAAGAAAAUAAAUAAAUCUGUGCUCACCGUGAGGAGCACAAUGGACCAUGUGCUCUUUUAUUGGGUAAUGAAGGCAGUUUAACCUCAGUGUGAUGCACAUGUCGUUUAGAUUAAAUAUGGGAGAGGUUGUUAUCAGGAUAGACGGAUGAUUGGCACACAAUCAAGAUGAUUAACAGUAUAAUGAAAGACGCUGCCAGACUUCAGUCAGAUGCGCUAGGUCUUGUAGUCGAGUUUAAAAGGAAACAGAGAUUUGCAUGUUGUAUUUUUAAAUAAAUUAUUAGGUACACCUGUUUAA
Danio aesculapii is the source of this 1617-nucleotide messenger RNA. It is a transcript of the gene rnf121, whose product is annotated as ring finger protein 121. NCBI's taxonomy places the organism in Eukaryota, Metazoa, Chordata, Actinopteri, Cypriniformes, Danionidae. Gene Ontology annotation, cellular component: Golgi membrane; endoplasmic reticulum membrane. The transcript has 9 exons. The record is from RefSeq and is a predicted model, not a curated record. The coding region runs from base 18 to 1052 and encodes 344 amino acids. Gene Ontology annotation, molecular function: metal ion binding; ubiquitin protein ligase activity.